UUCUUGAAACCAUUAAUUCGGGUCGGGUCGAACAAAUCAAGUACCAGCAAUUGUCGAUCAAUUUGCGUUUCCGGAUCCGUCAUGUGAUGGCCAUGUGUAUUGAAACUAAGCGAAGAAAAAAACGGAACAAAAAACACAUCUACAAGCUCCGGAUCCAAAACCCUAACCACUUCGCUUCCGUUCCCGCCACCGCCAAUAACCGAACCCAUAGGGCCACAUAGGGUAAUCAACAGCGGUAACCGGAGCUUCCGCUGUAUUCCGGCGAUUAAGCAUGCCGACAUUGAACCGGCGGGGGAGAUCAUACAUGUAAAAUCUCAGGGGAGUUUUACCGGUGCACGGAACGGUUGCAACAGAUUUAAACUUCGAUCGACCAUCACCUUCACCACUCACUCAGAAGAGGUUUUUCGUUUCUCUAUCAAAAGGUUCCCGCCGCCACAACCCCUAAUUCUGUUUUCUGCUGCAGGUUCCGCCACAACCCCGUCGUCAUGGUCAAGUACUCAAGAGAGCCCGAUAAUCCCACCAAGUCAUGCAAGGCUAGAGGUGCUGAUCUUAGAGUUCAUUUCAAGAACACUAGGGAAACUGCCUUUUCAAUCAGGAAAUUGCCUUUGACAAAGGCCAAGAGUUACUUGGAGGAUGUUCUUGCACACAAACAAGCCAUUCCAUUCAGGCGUUUCUGUCGUGGUGUUGGGAGGACAGCUCAGGCCAAGAAUAGACACUCUAAUGGACAAGGAAGGUGGCCUGCCAAAUCCGCCAAGUUCAUUCUAGAUUUGCUCAAGAACGCAGAGAGUAAUGCUGAAGUGAAAGGUUUGGAUAUUGAUGCUCUUUACGUGUCUCAUAUCCAAGUUAAUCAAGCACAGAAGCAAAGACGUCGAACAUACAGAGCCCAUGGAAGAAUUAACCCUUAUAUGUCAUCUCCAUGCCACAUAGAGUUGGUAUUAUCUGAAAAAGAAGAGGCGGUCAAGAAAGAGCCUGAGACCCAGUUGGCACCAAGCAAGAAGAAGGCUUAAACUCUUCAUUGCUGCGCAUGUUAAUUUUUCUUCCUUUAUUUGUAUCAGAUAUUUGUAGGAAAUGUUUAAACUCUUUUCUAUUUGAUACUGUUUUCGUAUCACUUUUUUUUAAGUUUUGAUUUUGAUGACUUAGCUUUGGAGUUUGAACUCUUGGACUGUUGUUACUUUCUUUUGGAUUCUUUUUAGGCUUUGUUUGGCUUGAUGGAAUGUGAUUAAAUGGGGUGGAAUGGAAUGGAGUAUGAUUUCAUUAUUUGGAUUUAAAAAAAAAAUAGUGGAGUGGAGGAAACAUAAUGAUUUGAUGACUUAAGUUUUGGAGUUUGAA
Messenger RNA from Cicer arietinum (chickpea), 1329 nucleotides. Its product is annotated as large ribosomal subunit protein uL22z-like. Gene Ontology annotation, cellular component: cytosolic large ribosomal subunit; ribosome. The record is from RefSeq and is a predicted model, not a curated record. Gene Ontology annotation, biological process: cytoplasmic translation. Lineage: Eukaryota; Viridiplantae; Streptophyta; Magnoliopsida; Fabales; Fabaceae. Gene Ontology annotation, molecular function: structural constituent of ribosome.